AUGGCGGUAUUCCUGUUGGUGAUGUCAUAUCUACAGAGGAGGAAGUACAAACUGCCGCCAGGACCUCCACAUCUGCCGAUACUGGGACACUACUUUGGUUUUGGACGAUCGUACGUUGUUCUUAAAUCUGCGGAGAUUGUUCACGAGGCCAUGGUUGAGAAGAAAGAGAUAUUUGCAGGGAGAGAUGAUGAGGGCUGGAAAUAUGAACUUGUCACCGAAGGAUAUAGAGAUAUAGCAUUUGCCGACUAUGGUCCAGUGUGGAGACUACAGAGACAGAUGGCUUUAAAGGCUUUCAGGACCUACUUAGCAAGUGAUAAAUUGGAAUCAUUCACGAGAUCCGCUUUUGAGGAAGUCGCCACCUUGAUUGAAAAAGAGACCGAGCCUUUUGACAUCGAUGUCCACAUUCGACUUCUUAUCUUCAACAUUGUCUGCAGGAUGGCGUUUGGGAAAAGCUACAAAAUUGACGGGCCUGAAUUUGUUUGGCUGAAGAGCAAAGUUGACGAAAGCAAUGAAAAGGUCUUUGGAGGCCUCAUUCCCGCUGACGUCAUCCCUGUCUUGAAACAUUUUCCUAUCCCAUCAUCCCUCACUACGAAACGAAUCAUGAAAGAACUGAUUGACUUCCACAAGGCCAAACUGAAGGAGCAUAAGGCAACAUUAAAUACGGGUUAG
This is a messenger RNA of Lingula anatina, 669 nucleotides long. Its product is annotated as steroid 17-alpha-hydroxylase/17,20 lyase. Gene Ontology annotation, molecular function: steroid 17-alpha-monooxygenase activity; heme binding; iron ion binding. The record is from RefSeq and is a predicted model, not a curated record. Gene Ontology annotation, biological process: hormone biosynthetic process; progesterone metabolic process. Lineage: Eukaryota; Metazoa; Brachiopoda; Lingulata; Lingulida; Lingulidae.